Messenger RNA from Castor canadensis (American beaver), 5348 nucleotides. It is a transcript of the gene Ppm1f, whose product is annotated as protein phosphatase, Mg2+/Mn2+ dependent 1F. The record is from RefSeq and is a predicted model, not a curated record. Gene Ontology annotation, cellular component: nucleus; cytosol. NCBI's taxonomy places the organism in Eukaryota, Metazoa, Chordata, Mammalia, Rodentia, Castoridae. Gene Ontology annotation, biological process: protein dephosphorylation; negative regulation of protein kinase activity. Gene Ontology annotation, molecular function: protein serine/threonine phosphatase activity; cation binding.
UGGGCGGGGCCAGCGAGCAGCCGCUCUUGGGGCGCAGAGCGGCGGGGUGGCAGCUCAUCCCACCUCUCAGGAACAUGUGGGCGAGACCCACUGCCCUGUGUCGUACCCCACCAGCACAGUCACCUUCGUGGGACCACAUCUCUGCUGAAUGCACCCGUUCCAGGGCCUCCCACGUCUGUUGAAGAGUGAAGACUGACGGAAGACCAUCUCACCCCCAAGCCUGGCUGCAAGCCUCCCGGGAUGCUCUGGGCUUGGCGUCUGGAGCCCAACAGAACAGCAGCCAGAUGGCCUGUGGCACAGAGAUUCCAGACUUCUUGGAUGCAUUCCUCCAAGACUUCCCAGUCCCACUGAGCCCAGAGAGCCCUUUGCCAUGGAAGGCCCCGGGGGCCAUGCUGAGCCAAGAGGAGGUAGAAGGCGAGCUGGCUGAGCUGGCGAUAGGCUUCCUGGGCAGCAGGAAUGCUCCAUCACCACUUGCUGCAGCUCUGACCCAUGAGGCAAUUUCCCAGCUGCUACGAACAGAUCUGUCUGAAUUUAGGAAGUUACCCAGGCAGGAGGAAGAGGAUGAUAACGAGGAAGAAGAGAAGGCUCCUGUGAUCUUGCUAGAUGCCAAAGGCCUAGCACGGAGUUUCUUUAACAAACUCUGGGAAGUAUGCAGCAUGUGGCAGAAGCAGUUACCAUUGAUGGCCCGGACACCACAGCAGCAGUGGCUGGUCUCCAUCCAUGCCAUCAGGAACACUCGCCGCAAAAUGGAGGACCGGCAUGUGUCCCUUCCUGCCUUCAAUCACCUCUUUGGCUUGUCUGACUCUAUAGAUCGUGCCUACUUUGCUGUGUUUGAUGGUCACGGAGGCGUGGAUGCUGCACGAUAUGCUGCUGUCCAUGUGCAUGUCAACGCUGCUCAGCGGCCAGAGCUGUCCACAGACCCUGCCAGAGCCCUCAAACAAGCCUUUCAGCACACCGAUGAAAUGUUUCUCUGGAAAGCCAAGCGAGAGCGCCUGCAGAGUGGUACCACAGGUGUGUGUGCGCUCAUUGCUGGAACGACACUGCACAUUGCCUGGCUCGGGGACUCCCAGGUCAUCCUGGUGCAGCAGGGACAGGUGGUGAAGCUGAUGGAGCCACACAAACCUGAGCGACAGGAUGAAAAGGCACGCAUUGAAGCUCUGGGUGGCUUUGUGUCUUUUAUGGACUGCUGGAGAGUCAAUGGGACCCUGGCUGUCUCCAGAGCCAUCGGGGAUGUCUUCCAGAAGCCCUACGUGUCUGGAGAGGCAGAUGCAGCCUCACGGGAGUUGACAGGCACCGAGGACUACCUGCUGCUCGCCUGUGAUGGCUUCUUUGAUGUUGUCCCUCACCAGGAAGUCACCAGCCUUGUCCGCAGCCACCUACUCAAGCAGAAGGGUAAUGGGCUCCACGUCGCUGAGGAGCUGGUGGCUGCAGCCCGGGAACGGGGCUCCCACGACAACAUCACAGUCAUGGUGGUCUUCCUCAGGGACCCACAAGAGCUGCUGGAGAGUGGGGUCUUGGGGGCAGGGGACUCCUAGACAGAUAUGAGAAGUUAGGUGGCACAGUCCCCUCCACCCUUUAAGCCCCCUCCCCACCCUUGUGACUGUCCCCUUCAGAGGCCUUAGGACCUGACAGGCAGUAGUGGGCAGGGGGUGCCCACUCAUACAGCACUUCCCCCAGCACCCCACGCCAUUCAUGGUGCUUGCCACAGCCUGUCCUGGUGACUGCAGAACUGUCAGGCAGCAGGUAGAUCUCAGAAGCAUAGGAAAAAGACCUCACCAAAGAGAAGGUAGCCCUGGAAGUGAACCAACUCUUGCUCCCGCCUUCCAUCAGGCAGGGUUGAGACUAGAGACCAUAGCCACUUUGUGGCACCUGACUUAUGUGUGGAUCCGUGGGGUGUGUCCAUGUGGAACCCUCAGGCAGGCCCAGGAGCCCCAGGCACCUUCAAGCACAUUGUGGGGUUAGGACCAGCAAGCAGUGUCCAACACAGCUUUGUCCUGGCUUUUCACAGUAGCCUGGCCUUGGCUGGGGAGGGUUCAUAUUGACAGAUAAGCUCAGCAGGUCCCGGUUGACCAUGCUGGCUCCCCAAAGAGGAGAGAGUGGCCUCAUCUGAAGUAGGGAAGCCCACAGCUGCCACCCAGCUGCAUGCCAGCUGCAUGAGAUUUAAUUAUUUGCGGGGCCACCAGACUCUGGGCUUCUCUCAUCCCUGGACACCCCGGGGAGGUGAAGCUCAGAAUCCACAAUGACACGAUGAUGUGUCUUUUGUUUGUGUUUAGAUUUAUUCCAGGGAAAAGUCUAAUUCAAAAGCAGUAUUUCAGGUUUUAUCUUUGUUUUUUCAGUGCCAAGAUGACCCAUGGUGUCAUAUAAUUUAAGGAGAGCUGAGCAUUUAUUUUAUUCCUUAGAAAACUUAAGUAUUUCCUUUUUUUUUUUUUAACCGUUUUCUUGUGGAAACCUUUUUUUGCAGUAUUACUGUUUUUUUUCUAAAUCAGGAUUGAAACAGAAAUUUUCCAGGUGGUGUUAAUAAGCCGCUUAAGUGCCUUAAACUGCUUUGGAGGAGAGGAGAGGAGAACCGCCUGCUGGGCCUGUGGAUCCCAAUAGGCGUAUUGAAGGUCUCACAAAAUCAGCAUUUAUGUUGUUAGAAAUGCAUGACGGGUUAGGAAUCUUUCAGGAAGAGUUCUUUUGCCUCUGUGAUGUCUGACAACCUCUGGAGCUUCCCUGAGGUGUUUAGCAGGAGCCAUAGCUGUAGUGGGCUGGGACCUGGGCCCAAACGUAGGGCUCUGAGUAUCUGAGGUGACAUACGCCUCCUUACCCACCCUCUGGGCUCUGCCAUGCAUAUCUCUGGCCAGAUCCCAGGCAGUGAGACCAUACUGCUAUUUGACUGGAAUGUUCCAGAGUGUCUGUUUUAAUCACAUUGCUUUCACUGGGGAAAAUGCUUAAUUAAGAGUCUCUGGCAAGCCCAGAGGCAGACCAGUGUCUCCAGUUUUGCCCAGAGACAGCAGGGAUGCCACUGGCAUUCUGACAACACCAGCCACAAUCCCUUGUCUGGCUCCUCUAGCUAGUGUCCCCUGCUGGGCUCUGCCCUGUAGCCUGACCAGCCUCAAGAGACACUGGGAAGGUGAUGCUUAGGAGCCUCAAAGGGUUCACAUAACCUGUGAAGAGUUAAAAGUGCCAAGACAAAUAAGGAAGCCAGACAGAGGACAGGGACACCGAGUGACAGAAGGACCCAGGAGGCCCCUGGGAGCAGCUUCAGAAGGAGGGUCCAAGCAGCAGCAGGGCUGUACAGAGGCUGGCCGGUCCAGAGGGCAAUGAGUGGCUUAGCAGAGGGGAGGGAAGACAGCUUGGCUGUGAGGUCCCCAUGGAUAUGAUCAAGUCUACCUGUAGACAGCAGGGCCCCAGUAAGGGCUGCAGAGCUUUGCUUCUAGCACCUUGGGCCUCAGCUCACAGACAGGGCAGGUACACGAGUGCACCUAUCCCAAGGUGAGUCCACUGUCCAGCAGGAAGGGAGGGAGCCAGCCUUUGAUGAGGCAUGCCAGCUGCAUACUUGGGUUCUGCCCUUAUUUCCACUGCAGGGAUGAAGGAUUUGAGACCCUGUGGUCUAUCCCCUGCUCAAGGUCUCCUGAUAGAAAACAUCUUAAACACAGUUAGAGAAUGAUUGGCCACCAACAAUGAUCAGGUAUCACUUAGCUUAACUUGAAUGCCCUGCUGCCUCCUUAGGGUCAGAAACCAGGGCCCCUGGUGCCAUCUCAGCACAGGGCUGGGCAAGACACAGAAACAUGGCUCCACCUUUCACUGGCAACCCAUCCUGACUGUGGCAAUGACCUUGACAGAGAGGGAGGUGUUGGCUUCUGUUUUUCUCUUUUCUUUGCUAAUCUUAAUUGUGCUCAUUGCUGCUGAGAGUGGAGUUUCUGAGUGGGAGGUCUGGAUAACACUAUUUGGUGGUGGGAUUCACACCCUAAUGUGAGGUUCUCAGGCCUCAAAGUAGAGGGAAGCCCUUCCCCAAGCUCAUCAGAGCACCUCCCCUGACCCCUGAACUGGCAGCUGCUGUGGGGAGGACCAAGCUCCUGCCUGGCAGAGGUCUGGGGCCAGCAGUAAAAGCAGCUCCACCCUUAAUUUGUGGUGGAGGGAGCCCUCUUUCUCCCAUGAGGACUGGCCUAUGCUAGCUCGUAGAUACAGAGGAGGGCCCUUCAUCUGAACCAGGCGCCACCAUGUACUUCCAGCUUCCAAGACUCCUGGGCCACCUUCUUCUCAUGGUCCCAAAAGAGCCCCUAGCCAGGGAUACUGGUCUGGAAAUCUGACUCCCCUUCUCAAGUCCCAGCUUUGCCACAAGCUCAUUGAAUGAGCUGAGCACAUCAUACACCUCUGUGGGCCUCAGUUUCCUUUUCAUAAGGCACAAGAGUUGCACAGCGUUUGUAGCAGCUCCAAUCUGGAAUUCUGGAGGUGCAGGGGCUACUCGAGGUAAGCUUGACACGUCCUAUGGAGAUGCUGCCAGGCAAGGAGGCCCCUCCUCCACCGCCCCACGGAGGGGUGAUUAAGUAUUAUUAGUGUCUAUUCUUAAAAUUAAGUGGGUUGGAAAAGAAUCUAGUUACAGAUGCCAGCGCCUUAUAUGGAAUACAAAAGCCAGAGCAAUCAGACCCUGCUUUCACAGGUACAGCUGACUCCCAGCUGAGGCCGGCAGGGGUAGGAGGGGGGGGGGCACAGCCAGGCUAUGGUGAGUUUCCAUUUAGAAUCCAGGAUAGGUGAUGGGUGUGUCUUAAGGAGGAUAGGGACAUGGUGUUGGCAGCAUAGCCAUUAGGGUCUCAGGCUCCAUGGGGAAAGCAUGGGCCUUGAGUCAGUCUUGGGCAAGCCCCUGCCAUUAACUGUGUUCUAACUCCUGCCCUCUUAGGGGCCAGCAUGCAGCCCCAGUCCACGUCCCCUUCCCUGGCAUGGUGAGUUCCGACAUGGGCAUCCUGGCUACCUCAUCAGUAUUCCCAGGGCUAGAAGGACGGCUUUCGCCAUUCCUAGGCCUGGCCUAACCUCCACCCAAGCUACAUGGAAGCCAGGUUGAUCUAUGUAAAAUAAGCUGUGUUUCCAGUUUGAUUCUGCCUCCAUAGCCCAAGGGGCAGCCCGUGGAGUCCUGUGCUUUCACCAAGGCUCCACAGCUUUGCCAAAUGUGCCAAGCUUUGCCAUUCACUUGCCAUGUGGGCCUUGCCAAGGAUUUUUCUGUGCAUGCCUCAGUGGGCUUCCUGGGAGUCAUGUUCCAAGACAUGAUGACUGAUCCCCCUGGUCUUACAGACAAACCCCAAGGUGAAGGGGCCAGAAAGGCAGUCUCCUAGCAGAGGCCCACUGUGCUAAUGUGUCAAUAAACCACAAUU